AUGGAUAAGAAGAUGGUAGAAGCAGUCAUAGAUAUUUUAACAACAUGUAAAUCAAGCAGGAAGGUUGAGGAAAUGCUUGAAAGGAAGGGAAACAGGAAGGAGUCACCGUUUGCCCGAGGCGUAGGGUCUAAUGACGACGCUGAACAUGGUUCUCGUGCACAGAUUGUGGGAAAAAAAGUAUGGAUGGAUGUGAUGAAAGUGUGGCUCUACUCUUCAAGCAAUGGCGAUGCUGUGGAGAAUGCAAAUGUUGUUUUACUUUCUAUUCAAGGAGGAUUUAAGAAAGUGACAAUGCAGAUUAGGCAAGGACUGGAGAAGCUUUCAGGUGAAGAGAUAGCGUUAUGGUUCUUUUUUGCGGUGGUGGCAUCGGAACACUGUAUGGACUAUGGAUAUCAUAUGGAUGUGCGACCAGUAAAUAAUCAUUCAGAAGUGAUGGACAUAAACAUUUCCAUAGGUUUGUACAAUAUACAAGAGGUUGAUAUAGUUAAAGGAGUUUUGACAGUUUCCAUAUCCACAUUUGUGUCGUGGUUUGAUCAACGCAUGGUGUGGAAGCCCGCUGAAUUUGGUGGAAUAACAAAGAUUCGAAUUUCAAUGAAGGAAGUUUGGACUCCUCCAAUUACAUUGUUAAACCCUGUAGAAUUUACAACAAUGGCACAUUUCCGACUGAAGCUUAAACGCCAGUCUCUGUUCUAUAUCCUUACAGUGAUUCUGCCAGUUGUCGGCAUAGGGAGUCUAGCAGGUAUUGUGUUCCUACUGCCGAGUGAAUCCGGCGAACGAGUCAGUUUUACUUUCACCAUCCUAGUGGCUCUGGCGGUCUUUCUUACAGUGGUUGAAGAUCAUCUGCCGAAAUCUUCAGAACCAGUGUCGUUAAUGUGCACCUUUGUUCUAAUAGGAAUCUUGACUAAUUGUGCAGGGUGCGUGUUCGUUGUUUUGAAUCUGGCCAUCUUCCACAGAGACGAAUCGGUUCCAAAGAUGAAGUGGCAUACAUCGAUCUCACAAUGUAAAAGGAAGAAUAGAGACAUAUACACCAUACGAAUGGAACAGAGCGAAGAAUUCAGACCUUCCCAGAGUAAUGAGGUUAUUAAAACAAAGCCGAUAAAGGUGAAGGAAACUGAGGUAAAUGGAGAUGAAGUGGUGACGUGGCGAGACGUGAGCAAAGCUAUUGACAGAGUGAUGAUGUACAUAAUGAUAAUAGUGGGUUCUGUUCCCGUACCAAUACUUAUGAUUUACAUAUCCGCUCUCUCUGAAUAUCCCGAAACUUAA
Mercenaria mercenaria is the source of this 1260-nucleotide messenger RNA. RefSeq lists its product as uncharacterized. The transcript has 6 exons. The record is from RefSeq and is a predicted model, not a curated record. Gene Ontology annotation, biological process: regulation of membrane potential; signal transduction; nervous system process. The coding region runs from base 1 to 1260 and encodes 419 amino acids. Lineage: Eukaryota; Metazoa; Mollusca; Bivalvia; Venerida; Veneridae. Gene Ontology annotation, molecular function: extracellular ligand-gated monoatomic ion channel activity; neurotransmitter receptor activity; transmembrane signaling receptor activity. Gene Ontology annotation, cellular component: membrane; synapse; neuron projection.